CGCAGGAAUGGUACACAACGGAAAUACAACAUAAAGGGAAAAAAUUCGCAGAAUACCAGAAAGAAUUCAAAAGAGAUAACUGGCAUAAAACGAUAAAUAUCAAUGCAAAUGAAAUAAAGACUAUGAAUCGGAUACUAACAGGACAUGACUUCUCCAAAUACUGGCUAAAAAUACUUAAAAUAGAAGAAAAUGAUAUAUGCGAUGUUUGCCAAGUACAGGAAACGGGCAAACACCAAAUAUUUCACUGUACAAAAUACAACAAUGAAAGACAGAAAUAUCCCAACAUCCAAGAAGACCUAUUUCGCAAACACUGGAAAAAUAAUGAUGGAAAAAUAAUAAAGGAAAUAAUUAGAUUCAUACAAGACACAAAAAUCUCCCUAUAAUGGAAAAAAAACCGCAAGUUUGAACAGCACACAAAAACAUAGAUAACAUGAUCAUAUGAACUUUGAAAGACAAAUCAUAAACACAACAUAGAAAUGUCAAAACCAUCAUCAAGUAAACAACACAAAUACAACGGUACCAACAUUGGAGAGGUAUAUGACUCAGGCAGUCGAAAACCUAAGAGCGGUACGUCUUUGAAUGUGGCUUUAUUAAGCAUAGGCUUUAUAAAACAUAGAAGACUACAUCCUGCUCCACAAAAGAAGAAGAAGAAGAAGAAGUUUUAGCGAUACUUUUUAACUGGUAAAAAAAUACGUGUUUAUGCCGUGAUUAGUGACACCAAACACACACACACACACACAAUAUGGAGUACCUAACAGGUCUGUCGCAUAAGGAGAAUGUUCGCGCAGCCUGCAAAAAGUGUGGCUUUCCAGGACACCUGACGUAUCAGUGCCGGAACUACCUGACGGUCGAUCCGCAAAGCCAAGCCGUAGUACCGGUCCAAAAGCGUCCGGGUAGUGAAUCGCCCGAACAGAACUACCUCACACCGCUGCAAGAGCUCCGGAAGCAGGAAGAGGAAGAAGAAAAGCGCAAAGCAGAGAAAGCGGCCCGCAAAGAACGCAAAGAACGGGCACGCCGCGCAAAGGAGGCACGCAAGGAGAAAAAGAAGCGCAAGCAUCGGAAAAGAUCCCGCUCGAGCAGUUCGGACGAUAGCGAUAGUUCGGAUAGGAGCACUAGCAGCAGUAGUAGUAGUAGUAGUAGUAGCGAUAGUAAGCACAAAAAGAAAACCAAAAAGCGAUACAGGAAAAGGGAAGUGAAGCAAAGCAAAAGGGAAGUGAAAAAGUCCAAAAAGGUUAGGCACAGGCGCAAGCGAAAGGAUUCCGACAGUAGCUCGGACAGCUAGAGAGCAUCCGGAAUCAGUCACUCAAUUGUGUUUAAGGACAAAAGCUGUAUACAUACAUACACUUGAAAAACAGAAUAGAUUGAUCAUCUCUGACAGCAUAAGCUUUUUUGCUUAAUGCACAUUAGAAUAUCGCUUUCUUUGCAAUCGAUCUUAAGUGGCGUUGUAGGAAAGUCAGAAAAAUAAGAAACAAUUUUAGGAAAGCUUUUCUAACUAAGCUUUUCCCUUUUAAUUAGUCAUUGUGGUUUGUAUUAAGUUAAAUGCUAAAUAUUUCCUUUUUUCCUUUUUAUUGAUAAAAUGAUUCAACACACAUUAUACGAUUAAUAGAUUCUACAAUAGUGCGAUAGAUUAGCGUUUUUUUUUUUCUUAAAUAUAUUUGACGCUUCUACUGA
This is a messenger RNA of Anopheles coluzzii, 1671 nucleotides long. Its product is annotated as protein SREK1IP1. NCBI's taxonomy places the organism in Eukaryota, Metazoa, Arthropoda, Insecta, Diptera, Culicidae. The record is from RefSeq and is a predicted model, not a curated record. Gene Ontology annotation, molecular function: nucleic acid binding; zinc ion binding. The transcript has 2 exons. Bases 743 to 1282 code for a protein of 179 amino acids.